Molecule: messenger RNA, 1975 nt
Organism: Nelumbo nucifera (sacred lotus)
Lineage: Eukaryota; Viridiplantae; Streptophyta; Magnoliopsida; Proteales; Nelumbonaceae
Gene: ASHH3
Product: histone-lysine N-methyltransferase ASHH3
Cellular component (GO): nucleus
Molecular function (GO): histone methyltransferase activity; protein binding
Source: RefSeq, a predicted model, not a curated record
CUCGUCCGACAAAGCAAAACCCUAGCCAGUCCGAAUUUGAACUUUGGAGAGAGAGAAAGAGAGGGAAGAGAGAGAGAGAGAGAGAGAGAGAGAGGACGAGACAAAACUUUGAAUCUUUGGAGGAAUGGAGGGUAAUGUCCAGUUGAAGAUGGAAAGAAAAACUCACCUAGAUUCAAGAACAUACUCGAUUUAAGAUAUUUCUUUGCAAUUCGUCUCCGGAUUGAAGCCCAUCCGUUGCAAAAGCUUCUUUACUGGAGAUUCUUCCAUAUCAGGUCAAGAAGGGGCAUUAUUCUUCCAUAUCUGGAUUUGAUGGGAGCAACGAGUGGAAUGAAAGUUAUCAACUGUUACAUAUAAAAAAUGGUUACACGUGUUGAUAUGAAUUGUUUUGCAAUUUUUGUCUGUGAAAAGUUAAAAUGGUGAAAAAGUUGCUCAAUAUCUUAAUACAUUACCAUAGAUUGACUCAUUCAAAACCAUGCCUGCUAUGAAGAAGAAUUCUGAACGCAGUAGCAUCGGGCACAUUUUCAACAAAUUGCUGAAGGAUCUAGGAAGUCCUGUUGAGUUUGACCUUCCAGAUUGUUUGAAGAAACGCAAGCAUACACCUUAUACUUUUAUAAGGCGCAAUAUAUAUCUCACAAAAAAGGUUAAGAGACGUCUGGAGGAUGAUGGUAUUUUCUGUUCCUGCACUGCAUCACCAGGAUCUUCUGGUGUGUGUGGUAGAGAUUGUCAUUGUGGGAUGCUGCUGUCUAGUUGUUCAUCAAGCUGUAAAUGUGGGACUUCAUGUCUCAACAAACCAUUUCAACACCGAACUGUGAAGAAAAUGAAACUAGUGAAGACAGAGAAAUGUGGAUCAGGAUUAGUGGCAGAUGAAGAUAUAAAGCAGGGAGAGUUUGUAAUAGAGUAUGUUGGAGAAGUUAUUGAUGAUAAAACUUGUGAGGAAAGGCUUUGGAAAAUGAAGCACCGAGGAGAAACCAAUUUCUAUUUAUGCGAAAUUAAUCGGGAUAUGGUAAUUGAUGCCACAUACAAGGGAAAUAAGUCAAGAUAUAUAAAUCAUAGUUGUCGGCCCAAUACAGAGAUGCAGAAAUGGAGAAUUGAUGGUGAAACUAGAAUUGGCAUUUUUGCAACUCGUGACAUAAAAAAGGGAGAACAUCUGACAUAUGAUUAUCAGUUUGUUCAAUUUGGUGCAGAUCAAGAUUGCUACUGUGGUGCUUUAGAAUGCAGGCAGAAGCUUGGGGUCAAACCUACCAAGCCUAAAUUGUCUUCUUCAGAUGCUGCACUAAAACUGGUUGCAUAUCAGGUGGCACAAUCCUCCCCUAAAGUGAAAGCAAUUCUGUCUGGAAAACAUGGCUAUGCAAAUGGAGGCGUACGUGUAGGAAGCUCGCGACAUGCCCCUAGCCAAAGAUCAUGUUCCCAUAAUUGUAUUGGUGAAGUUGUUCGACUAAUACGUCCCAUGGAUAAGAGGUCUUUUGGAAUAAUAAAACGGUUUGAUAAUAAUUCCAAAAAACACACGAUUAUGUUUGAAGAUGGUUGUGUUGAAAUUCUUGAUAUGACAAAAGAAGACUGGGAGUUUUGCAACAUUUAAUGGUGUUUGGGGCACUGGUUCUUCAAAUGUAACAAAAGCUUUUUACUUCUGGACCUUGCCUUGCUAUUCUGGACGUUGCAACGUGAGGCGUCUUCCCUGUAAGGCAUUGCUACCUGGGAUUUCUUCUCCACUAGUGGCUGGCCUUUUGUUGUAUUUUAUGUAUUCUUUAGGGUUAAUCAACGACCUUGACAUAUUUCUGUUUGUGAAAGAAAAAUGGUAGAUGUUGUAUGUGAUCUUCAAUGGAAAUAUCAAAUUUCCAACUACCGUACUUAAUCUUCGUCACGUUUGUUGCUGUUGUUGUGUUACUUUUUUUUUUUUUUAAUAUAUCUUGGGAAAGCAGUCAAGUUUGCUGCCUAUUGAUAAAUAUAGGUAUAUUAAGAUGGAUAUUAAUCUGCC